AUGCCAUCCUCCGUGAAUUACCGCGUCAUUGAACCGCACCCGUCCAUCCCGCACACCAGCCGACCUGCUCUGCACACGGCGCGCGGCGGUGCCGGCAAUGUCAUCAACCUGAAGGGCACCAGGACCACCGACUCGCGGACGGCCACCGGUCCGGCCUCGUUGACGCGCCUGGACUCCAACGUCCCUAGCACCUUCACCUCCGGCCGCGGCGGCGCGGGCAACGUCCACAGCAGUAGCGAGCGCGCCAUCUUCAGCUUCGACGAGGAGCUCGAACGCGGCCUUCGCCGCGCCGCUCCCGUCUACCACGUCGGUCGUGGAGGCGCCGGCAACAUGAUCUUCGGCGACGAUUCCUCCAGCAGCCUGAGCCGCAAGUUUUCCGUGAGCAGCAAUUCCACCUCGAGCAGCACCGGCUCGACACGCGAGCGGGCUCUGCGCGGUCUCGAGAAGGGUUGGGGCAAGCUCAGGGGCAUGGCAUAA
Aspergillus heteromorphus CBS 117.55 is the source of this 477-nucleotide messenger RNA. RefSeq names its product DUF3602 domain-containing protein. The transcript has a single exon. The record is from RefSeq and is a predicted model, not a curated record. NCBI's taxonomy places the organism in Eukaryota, Fungi, Ascomycota, Eurotiomycetes, Eurotiales, Aspergillaceae. Bases 1 to 477 code for a protein of 158 amino acids.